Beta vulgaris subsp. vulgaris (sugar beet) is the source of this 513-nucleotide messenger RNA. RefSeq lists its product as uncharacterized. Lineage: Eukaryota; Viridiplantae; Streptophyta; Magnoliopsida; Caryophyllales; Amaranthaceae. The record is from RefSeq and is a predicted model, not a curated record. The coding region runs from base 1 to 513 and encodes 170 amino acids. The transcript has a single exon.
AUGGCUAGACUUGCAAACCGAGACUAUGGCUUACAUCCCAGUGUGGAUGCAAAAGCUUACCUAAAGUCACUUAGCCUUGACCACACCAUUGUCAAAGGUGGUACCCCUACCCCUUUGGAGCAAGCGAAAGCAUUGGUGUAUCUCAAACACCAUAUACAUGAAGAACUCAAAUCUGAAUACAUCCUUGUGGAAGAUCCCAAAGAGUUAUGGGAUAACCUAAAGGAUAGAUUUGAGCAUUUGCAAAGAAUUAUCGCUCCAAGGGCCCAACAUGAAUGGUCAGUACUCAGGUUUCAGGACUUUACAUCAGUAUGCGAGUACAAUUCUGCAGUACUUCGCAUCACCUCACAGCUAAAGCUGUGCGGAGAAUCUGUGUCUGAACAAGCCAUGAUUGAGAAAACCCUCUCCACUAUGCAUGUCAAUAACGUUGUUCAGCAAGAACAAUAUCGUGAAAGGCGUUGCCAAAAGUUCUGCGACCUAAUUGCCAUCCUUUUGGUUGCAGAACAGAACAAUUAA